GCGAGGGCUCGCUGGCAUCCGUGCAGCCCACAGGCUGGUCAACUGAGUUCGUGGUCGUGCUUGUGGUGAGCUCCUUCGCAUACGGCAUCGUCGUAGGCGGCUUCUUCAUCAAGAGCUCUCGGACGGCCCCCGUGGUUCAGCCCGCACCCGCUCCAGCACCUCUGCCCGAGACGGUGGACACGCUCGACCUUGCGACGGCGGCUGCUGCCCAGGCGAGGCUCACGUUGCUGCCAGGGUACAUCCUCACCCCCGACGAUGACGACUACGCGGAGAGCGACCUGGCUGGCGACGACUUGAGAUCAGUGCAUGACUCGGCGGGCCAGGGCGACGCAAUCGUCGGAGUCGCCGCCCAUAGGCUCUUCAAGUUCAGGCGGCUGCCGUCCGCAGCCGUCGUCUGGGCUGCUGUGCGCCGCGGCGUCGCUCAAGGCCACGGACCUCUGCCGCCGUCGCCCUUCAACUUCGAGCUCAGCGCCGACAACGUGUUGGGCGUGGCGGCGGGGGCGCUGGGCUUGCCCGACCCGCUCGGAGCGGCGCCCGCUGCCGCAGCGCCUGGCGCCCUGGCCUUGGCGGGCGCGGCCGUGCCCCCCGCGGGCGCCCCUGGGCCGCCCGCCGCCGUGGCCGCGGCGCCCGAGGCCGGGGUGGGCGCGCUGGCGGCGGCGCUCGGCGCGGGGGGGGCCGCCCUGCCUGCUGCCGCGGACCCUUUGGGCGUCGGCGGCGCCGCCGCGGCCCCCGCCGCCCCAGGCGUCGCGGGACCUGAUCCCCGCGCGAUGGCCACCGUGCUCGACGCUCGUGGGCUGCGGGACAUGCCCUUCAGUGGCGCCGCGAAGCGCCAGACCGAGGCCGCCCGCGCCGACUGGCCCGUGAGGGGCCCUAGGACCACGACGCGGGUGCCCCACUUCAUGCUGCGCAUGGUUGGCGGGGCGAUGGCGUGGCACAACCGCUGGAUGGCCAUGAUACAGGCCCUGGAGACGGACGACACCGCCAAGCUCCACGAGACGCUGCGCCGCGUCAUCGAGACCUCGCUCUGCCACGACCAGCCGAUCAUCUGCGAGCUGGCCUCCUACGAGUUCCUUUCGCGGCAGCUGCAGUUGGUGGAGGAGCGCUUCUUCGAGGAGCGCGCGCGCAGGACUCAGCCUGCGCCCAAGGCCAAGGGCCAGGCCAAGGACGGCGCCGCGUCCGCGGCCGCCGAGGCCUCCUCGGAGAUUGGCCACUUCCUCGGCACGGGAGAGACGAUGGGCAAUUUGUGCAUUUGCCCAGCCUUGAUGGACUGGAUCGCCGGCCAGAUGAAGAGGGGCCUUGCGACGUGUUACCGGUUCGUGAGCCUGGCCAGCUUUGCCCCGAGCCCUUCGUGGCCCCACCUGGCCUGGAGUCACCCAGGCGAGGUGACCGUCGCCAGCGUGACGUUUUUCCGCUCCCUCUUCUUCCAGUGGAUGGGCGUCGCCAUCUUCCGCUUGGUCGGGGUGCUCGUCUACGAGCCGCCAAAGGCAGCCUCAGUGGACUACAUCGCGGGCUUGUACCGCGACUUCGAGCUGCCCGCCGCCUACUCGGAGAGAGGCCGCGAUUGCGAAGCAUCCCUCGUAGAGAUGCUCGCGCAGGCACCUGGCUACGCUGGCGACAGCGGUCGUGUGCGCCCCUUCAGCAUGCCACUUGUGGCCUGGCCCGAGUCGACGAAGGCAGUCUCCACCUGCGGCGUCGUCUCCGAGGCCGACUCCAUCGUGCUGCAGGGUUGGAGGCAGAGUAUGCUGAAUCCCGAGUCGGUGGCGGCGGAGCUCCGUGAAUCGUUGGGGGUUAGUCGCCCCUAUGUGGAUCCCGAGCUGCGCUUUAAGCCGAAGUCCUACGCUGAGUUUUUGAAGCAGCUGGAGGCCCACGACAUGAUCACCUGGCGGGUCUCCAGCGAGCAGGCACCCUUCUCUACUGGUCUUUUCUUUGUGCUGAAGACUAACGGCAAGCUCAGGCUGGUGUUCGACACCAGGCUGGCCAACUGCAGCUUCUCGUGCCCACCAGCCACUCGCCUGCCCACGCCCAGCGCGUGGGCCAGCCUUGACUGCGACGACGGUUUUCAGUUCGCGCAGGGCGACAUCCAGUGUGCAUUCUAUCGUUUGCGACUGCCCGCUGGCAUGGAGUCUCUCUUCUCUUUGCCACCGAUAAGGAACAGAUUCCUCGGCCUCAAGUCGGUCAACGGGGUUCGUCUCGGCGUCGACGAUUAUCUCCAGCGUCUUGUCACGGUCGUUCCCAUGGGGUGGAGUUGGGCUCUACACUUGUGCCAGAGUGCGCUGACGAGAGCCCUGUCGGAUGUCGGGUUUGGCAGUGACGAUAUGAUUCUGGAUGGGGGAUGUCCUCGUCCCUUGGUGGCGGAGAAGGACGCGGUGUGUGCUGGUUAUGUUGACAACUUCUGUGUCGUAUCCAAGUGCGCGGAGACAGCCACGUCCCUUGCUCGUGCCGUUGCUGACCUUCUCACUGCCCGCGGGUUGCCUGUCUUGGAGUUCUCCCCUGCGGUCUGUAAGGGGGUCUUCACGGGCUUGGAGAUCGACGGAACCUCUGGGAUCAUUCGCGUUCGUCCUGACCGCCUCGCUUGCACUCGGCAAGCCGUUCUCGGACUGUUGAAGCGCGGGCGGGCCUCUGCUGGGGCCCUCAGCGUGCUCGUAGGCCACUGUACCUGGGGGAUGAUCCUGAGGCGCGACGUUCUGAGCAUCUUUAACGCGGUCGAUCGGUUCAUGGGGGCUGUGGGACCCCAUCCUAGACCCUUGUGGCCCUCCGUCGUCAGGGAGUUGUCGGCUGCCGUGGCCCUCAUCCCGCUCUGGAGUGCCUCUACAAG
Prorocentrum cordatum is the source of this 2815-nucleotide messenger RNA. The record is from the annotation of a GenBank genome assembly. Lineage: Eukaryota; Dinophyceae; Prorocentrales; Prorocentraceae.